GAGAGAAAAGCCGAGCGAGGCUCCGCCCCUCUUUCCUCCCCGGGAGACGAGCAAGAGCGCGCGCCGCGUGGCUUGCAGCCGAAGCCCGAGGGAAGGAUGUGUCCGGUCCCGCGGGCGGGGCUGGCCCUGCUGCUGGAAGUGGGGGUGCGCGCGAUGCUGUUGGGUCUCUUCUUGUUCACUCAAGUGUUGCCACCUUUCCAUCGAGUCAUACAGCCUGAAGAAAUGUGGCUCUACAAAAACCCCUACGUAGAGUCUGACCAUGUGCCCACGACUUCUAUGUUUUUGAUUUCCUUUGUGUCUCCUUUGGCCUUG
Messenger RNA from Thamnophis sirtalis, 312 nucleotides. The record is from RefSeq and is a predicted model, not a curated record. NCBI's taxonomy places the organism in Eukaryota, Metazoa, Chordata, Lepidosauria, Squamata, Natricidae.